Messenger RNA from Portunus trituberculatus (swimming crab), 5788 nucleotides. RefSeq lists its product as uncharacterized. The record is from RefSeq and is a predicted model, not a curated record. The coding region runs from base 888 to 2585 and encodes 565 amino acids. NCBI's taxonomy places the organism in Eukaryota, Metazoa, Arthropoda, Malacostraca, Decapoda, Portunidae. The transcript is spliced from 5 exons.
UUCGUGGUUUUUGUGGCGACAUUGCGAGUGUGGCGUGUGGAGUGUGGAGUGUGGGUCAGUGUGAUGAGGUGGUGUUGACUCAGUGCCUCAGUUGCCGUGGUGUUCUCUCCCCACAAGCUCCUCUCCUCUGUGUCUGGUACAGCUGGAGCGGCGCGAGUUGCUGCGGAGCGUGAGAGCGUGAGGCGGAGACAGUGACAGUGACUCAAAUGGGGGGGGAGCGAGAGGCAGGACGCACACAAAGCAGGCAGGAGUGUGUGGCCGCCGCUAGGGUGCCAGCGUGCCAGGGUGCCAGUGCAGAUGAGAAGGAGAGUGCAUAGGUCACACAGAUAGCAGGAAGCAUUGUGACACUCUGCUUAUCUGCUCAACAGGACAGGACAGGACAGAGGGGGAGCCACCCAUCCCACACCACCUUGUCUCACAUAUCAUGCCCGCCCACGUGCACACCACCACUCACACACACACACACACACACACACACACCCCACACACAGUCGCUCAGGCACACAAACGCCUCAGUGCCUGGUGUGGUGUGUGUGAGGGCGGGGCGCUGCCAGGGAGGAAAACUACAGACGCAGCAAGCACAGCAGGCGGCGCCAACGCUGCUGGCAGGCACAUCGGCACCUGGAGCAGCCGGAACAAAGGCGUGUGUGAAGAACAAGAUAAAAGUGAAAGAAAGAACAGAAACUAAACACAUAGAGACUUAUUUACCCAAAAACACCGGAAAAAACUGAAUAGGCCUCCACAAACCACAUAGGCCUAUAGGAAACCACACCAAUCAAGUUACCUAUAAAGACACCUGAACAAACCAGAACAAGGAGGAACCACAAGAACCACCUGGAAUAGAACCACUAAAUAAAUACGUGACAUUUGUGAGGGAACAGUGAAAAAUGGUGGUACGUUUCUCACAAGGACAUGGAGAAGGGAAGGAUGGAAUGUAUCUGUCACCCCUAAUGAUGGAAGAAGGCGGUGGUGGUGGUGGUGGUGGUGGCGGUGGUGGUGGUGGUGGUAGAGAUGCAGUUCCCAAGAGUGCCAGCAAAAUGUCCUUUCUCGAGUACUACCAACAGAUGAAUUUGGACCAAUAUGUGCAAGCUGAGAGGAGGCACUCGUCUGGUGGCUGUAUGGCGUCAGCGUGGCGUGUCAUCUCCUUCUUCCUGGUGGUGUUUGUCCUGCCCACUGUGCUCAUCUCCCUGCCGCUGUACGCCCGCUACCACCUCUACCACACACGACACCUGCCCAUAACUGAAACUGACACGCGGGCUCUCAAUGAUGCGGUGUCUCCCUUCUGGUGUCAGGGUCAGCGUGUGAGCAGCAAUGGCACCCUGGACGCUUACCUGGUCUCUGGCACUCCCACGGUCAAGAAGGAGAAGAGGCACGUCAAACUUAAGAGGAAGCUCCUCUUGCAGCACGACGACAUUGAGUACUGGGGCGUGUACCUUCUUGAGGGGUCCACUUUCACUGUGUCAUCCACUGCAAGGUGGCCAGGUGGCGUGUUGCUGGUGGCCAAGGGAGAGGACAACCUGCGGAAGUGUUUCUACCGAGAGGAUCAUCUGGAGGCCGAGCUGAAUGGUGUGCCACCCAAGACAGUGUACCGCAGCCCUGUGGAUGUGGACGACCUUCCAGGGGUGGUGAUGGUGGAGGAGGAGCACCACCCGGCGGACCACGGCGGUGAGGUGUUCGACGAUGAGGGAGAGGACGUGCCAGUGGACAACCUCGGAGUGAAGCCACACAGAGACAGAGAACACAAGGAGGUGCAAGAUGAAGUGAAGGAAGAAGAGGAGGAGGAGGUGGAGGUAGAAGAGGAGGAAGUGGAGGUGAAGAAGGAAGAAGAAGAGGAGGAGGAGGAGAAUGAUGAUGAAGUGGUGUUGGUUGUGCCGCGCCGCAAGGGCCCCAGACUGCCCAAGAGGCGGAAUGGUAAGGCCAAGAAGGCCAAGAAAGCCAAGAAGAACAAAGCCAACAAGAACGACACUCUCCACGGCCGCUCCCGCAGGUCGGCUCCUCAGCCCCCCUCCCCUCCACCUGUCCUCCCAGAGGUGGCCCCGUCCUCCCCGGCCCCCCCCGUCCUGUCAGACAGCAAGCUGGACAUGCUGCACCACUUUAACGACACACUGGCUGUCACCACCGGCAACUCCUCCUUCUCCUCCAGCGAGGAGUUCCUGGAGCAGUGCCGGGACUCCAUCCUGGUGGUGGAGCUGCAGCCGUCGCUGGACUGGGAGUGGCGCCUCAACACCGACAACAUUGCAUCCACAAACUCGUGGCACAUUCCCGUCGACUCCUCCGACUACUACUACUUCAUCUUCACCUCAGACAACUCCAUCGAGCUGAACCACCUGGGCUUUGUGUUGGACAUGCACCGCACCACCUACGACGUGGCCGACCCCCUGCAGACUUGCCGCAAUGCCUCAGAGUGCAUCUUCCCACUGGCCUUCACCCAGACACAGUCAGUGGUGGUGGAGGUGCCUGGCCAGGAGGAGCUGGACGAGCUGCACUCCUUUGAGGUGACCACGGCCUGCCAGCCCAGGGUUCCUGUGUACAUGGUGUUCAUCCUGCUGGUGCCCUUCAUCAUACUCCUCUUUGCCUUCCAGUAGGCAGCCCUGCCUCUCACAGGACCAGGCACUGGCACACUGACAGGGAGUGCUGCCGGGACACCUUGCCUCGGCGCCCGGCACUGACAGACUGGCAGCAGCAGCAUUGAGUGCCAGUAGUGAUUUGCCAGCCUCCCACAGGGUGCAGUACACUUGGAAAGUACAGGGUGCCACCAGGGUAGCUCAUCCCCUGCUGGUCCAGGCACUGGCAGACAGGUGUGCUGGCCCUGAGGAGCACCAGUGGUUGUCCGGGUGACUGGAAGAGCCACACAGUUUGGUCCUUAGCCAGACCAAUGGUGGGGAGUGGAAGCAGCGGCUCCAGUGUCAGUCUGUGUCCAGUGAUCACUGCGGUGGUGGCACUGUGCCUGGCGGUGGUGGUGGUGGUGGUGGUGGUGCUGGUGCUGCCACCCUGGCCUCACUGAUGCUAGUCAACAUUCCAGCACUCAGGACUCUGCUGAGCUGCUGGAGAUUGGAAGAAAGUGCUUAGAAUAAUGACAGUAACCUGUGUGGGAAUCACAUUGUGGAUGUCAAGCAGGCAGCGACACACAGACCAGUGUGGCGGACACUGCCACAGUGAGUGGCAGCGGUGCUGUGUGCGGCCCAUGGCGGUGAAGACAGACAAGUGGAGCGGGUGUGUGUUGUUGUAGCGCUGCUUGAAUCAUGACUCAGUGAAGAGACAAAAUAUUGUGAUAUUCUCCUUUUAGUUACUUCUUUCCUAUUGUUACUGGAUGGUAUUAUUUAUAGCCAUUAUUACACACUGUGGUGGGUAAACCAGGCCCUGCUGCUGUGUCCGUGUGUCUCUGUGUGUGUGUGUGUGUGUGUGUGUGUGUGUGUGUGUGUGUGUGUGUGUGUGUGUGUGUGUGUGUGUGUGUGUGUGUGUGUGUGUUGCCUCAGUGUUCAUGGUAACUCGUCUUCCAUUGUUAUUGUAGAAUGUUACAGGUUAGGCACCACAUCCAGAACAACACAAAUAUUAAGGAACUCAAGCGACACAAAGUCUCAGAAAAUGACUCGAAGUAUUGGUGGAGGACGGUGGACUGGUGAGCUUGGGUGAGGAGGGAGAGGAGUUGUGGUGAGUCUUGCAGUUGUUAGACCAGCCAGUGGACUCACCACCACUUGCCCUGAGAUGAGUGUUGGUUUGUUGCUCGGCUGCCCACGCUACACCAGUGACCAUGUCCAGCUUAACGUCUUGGAUGGAACUGUGUAGAACUGUCCCACCUUCCUCAUCUCCUGUUCUUGGUGUUUGCAGUGUUCUUAACGCCUUCAGUAAUAGGAUGCAUUUUUACCAUGAGAUUUCAGCAUGAUUAGAUGAUUUUAUUGACAUUAGGAAGGGUCUAUAGAGGUCAGAUUAAUGGCCACAGCCCUCACUAUUUUUAAUCCCCCAUAUAUGUUUCUGAAAGUGUAUAAAAUCACCAGAUAGUCAGCAGAAUGAAUAGUAAAAUAUGUCAUGGUACUGAAGGGGUUAACAUUAUACAGUUCAUCAGUUCAUGUAUUCAUUCUUGUCUUGCAAACACUCACUGGACGCAACACUACUUGAAGCAAUUAUAAUGUACUUAAUUUGUUGACUCAUAAUUUUUUGGUGGGGGAAGUGGCGCUGAUUUCCCGGGAGGCUGUGUGGCAGUAUAGCACAAGGGAACAGCAAGCAGGGUAGUGUUAGAGGUCCUGGUGAGGCUGUUGUGAGAAGCUGCAAUGUCUGAAAUAAGAGAUGUGGGAACAGUGAAGGUGAAGGCAAAGGCUCAUCUGUUCAUUCCAGCAUCUUCCAAAUUUUGUUUGUGGAGUUAUAAUGAGUUUUUACAUUUAGUGAGCACCGGUCUGAGAAGUUACUGGUGGUGACAGUGAUCUCCCAACACACACAUUGAGGACUGAAUGUUUAGCUGCCUGGAUCUGCCACUGCAAGGCCACCUGUGUACUGAGAGCAGGUGUUGGCAGUUCAAGUGGUGCCUUGGAUAAACAGUGCCUUGAACAAACAGUGCCUUGCUGAAAGUAACGUGACUAAAACAGUUCCUUUCAGAUAUAUUAGUACUAGUUAUAAUUGUUACUUUUCUCCUCUAUAAUUGUUGCCUUUCUCUUCAUUUGUCCCAGAGAUAACAUUAGCAACAGAAUUUAUAUGACAUUUCCUUUCAGAUAUAUUGACACUAGUUAUAAAUGUCAGUUUUCUCCUCUAUAAAUGUUAGUUUUCCUCUUAUUUUGGCUCAGAGAUAACAUUAGGUACAAAAUCUAUGCAGAGCUCUUUCCUUUUUGAGCAUGGAAGCAAUUAAGUUGAAGUAUUAGUCCUUUUCUUAACUUGUAUCAGACAUUACCUACUAAACACUUGAGCACUGAGGAACAGCAGCCACAGCAUAACAUUCACUCACCUCUAAAGACUGUGGUUGUGUAGGUAACAUUGAUGCCACAACUACAGGCUUCACUGACGCCCACCACCAGUCACACACACUCCUUACCACACACCUUGCUUUACUCAAGAUCAACAACACUAUAGCCUGUCUAUUCUAAACUGGCUCCUGGGUCUCAGUUUGGAUGGUGUCCCAGGGAAUGCAUGGUUGUCAGAUCUUGAGGCAAACUGUGAGCUGUCCUUGUAAUAAGUGCGAUGGUCAACAGAAAACAAGUAUUAUUCACAUCAAAUCAAUGACGUUAUCAAUAAGCUACAAUGUUUUAAGUCCAGAAGCCAUUUUAGGGUAAACAGACUAGAUAAACCUCUUGUCUUGUAAAUCUGAACAUCAUCGACACCCACCACCACCACCACCACCCAUCCUACACUUACUCUGAACAGCACAUAAUACAACACUAACUACAACCUCCUAAUAUGAACCUAGAAACACAACACAACACACAACAUGUCAACUUAAGGAAAGGUUCAACACUUGUUUGACUUGUUUAUCUAUCUGUAUCCCAGGCCAAGACCUUCCUGAAGGGGUCGUCUCUUUGUAAAUGGUCUUCCUAUUAAUGGUAGCGUAAGGACCUCUCGUUCUCUGCCGUAACUCUUAGAAUUUAUAUUUUUUUAAUGCAUUCCAGGAGACAGUGUGUGUGUGUGUGUAGUUGAAGGUUAUAUUGUGUGUGUGUGUGUUCAUGUAAGAUAUUGAGUGCGUUUGUGCGUGUGUUGGAGUAAAUGAGGAAGUUUCUGUGUGAUUGAAGAGGCAGAGUGUGAGGUCUUGUUGAUGAUAAGUUAUUUUGUACCUUUGCUCACUUGAGAAAUAAACUUUUUAACCUGA